AGGAAAUGGUUUCAAUGGAACGGAUGUGAAGGCGGAGUCUGUCUUUUCUUUCGGGACUUUAGGCUGAGAGUCGUAGGUUAGAAUAUAACGAUACCUCCCAAAUCUACAAUUCAACAGACUAGGGAUAAACAUCUCAUCUGGUUAAUUUGGCCUGAACUCUGCAAACGACCGACCGUAAACAAUGAAUCAGGAAACAUCUGUCCCGUCCUCUCUCUCCCUCCAACCCUCUUCCCCCCUUCCCCUCCCGGUAACCCCGGGUCGUACCUCUCCCGGUAACACCUUACUGCUGGGUCUGAAGAGGCUGUCUGUGCUGCUGGUCGACUGCAGGAAAACACCAGAGCUAAGGGGCAGUCCUAACCGUCACUCUCUCAGUAGAAGGGGCUUGUCAACUUGGGAGGCUAAACAUCAUGAUGCUGAGGAGGCAGAGAAAAGUCUCUCCAGAUCAGAACACCUCAAGAAACACCAGCAGAGACCCACAAGGAAGAAAUCUCACUGCUGCUCUGACUGUGGGAAGAGUUACACCUCUAAAGUAAACCUUAGAGGACACCAAGAGAAUUCAUACUGGAGAGAAACCUCACUGCUGCUGCCCAGUGUGGCGCGCAGCCUCUGCACUGGCCAGUGCACUAGAAGGACACAUGCGGAUUCACCUUGGAGAAACCGGUACCAGUGCGUCAGAAUGUGGGCAGAGAUUUAA
This is a messenger RNA of Salvelinus sp. IW2-2015, 694 nucleotides long. The record is from RefSeq and is a predicted model, not a curated record. NCBI's taxonomy places the organism in Eukaryota, Metazoa, Chordata, Actinopteri, Salmoniformes, Salmonidae.